AUGGUUACCAAAAUUAGGACGAGCACAAAUUUGCUUGCUCCAACGGUCGGAAGAGACGGGACGCAUGACAGAAACCAGAUACGUCUGCAACGUCUGCUUCUAGAGUCCCAUUUAGAAAGACUGUCCAAAUCGACAGUUUAUGAAAUGCCAAUCAGAGAGUGGGUUGGUCGUCGAAACGCAACGUCCUUCGGACCGAGCCUCAGUCCAAUCGCAGUGCCCUUUCCCACUUUAUCUCGUCCUUUCGCCUACAACUCACUUCUCCUCGGUCAGCCCAACUUUGGCGUAGCCAAUCUGCCCAGCCACACUCGGCUCUAUGCUCGCUUUUAUCCCGCAGCCGCCGGACAGUGUGCCAGAUCAAGUGGAUUACACGAAACCCAAUCACCUACACCCACAAUCCUCCACAUCGGCCAACUUCUGCUUCUCCAAUUGGCUAACUCUAAGCACUCGAGCCCAAAUCCACACCAUCUUAGUCUUCAUUCCAGCAAGUUUUUCUGA
Molecule: messenger RNA, 495 nt
Organism: Protopolystoma xenopodis
Lineage: Eukaryota; Metazoa; Platyhelminthes; Monogenea; Polystomatidea; Polystomatidae
Source: the annotation of a GenBank genome assembly